Tetrahymena thermophila SB210 is the source of this 2178-nucleotide messenger RNA. RefSeq names its product kinase domain protein. The transcript is spliced from 16 exons. Lineage: Eukaryota; Ciliophora; Oligohymenophorea; Hymenostomatida; Tetrahymenidae. Gene Ontology annotation, molecular function: small GTPase binding; ATP binding; protein kinase activity. Gene Ontology annotation, biological process: protein phosphorylation; nucleocytoplasmic transport; activation of GTPase activity. The record is from RefSeq and is a predicted model, not a curated record. Gene Ontology annotation, cellular component: perinuclear region of cytoplasm; nucleus; cytosol.
AUGUACUAAGAAUCCAUUGUCAAAAGUUAAAAACAGCUACAAGAAUAACUCAUAAAGAACAGUGAAAACUUGGCUUAUGAAUAUUUAAAAAAGCGCAACUAUGUUAUCCUAUAAAAAAUAGGGCAUGGAUGCUAUACUGAAACUUUUACUGCCUUUUAAGCUAAUAACAAUCAAAUAGUAGUAAUAAAAGUAUUAAUAGAUAUGAAUAAUAAGGAAUAUAUAGACGCCUUUACUAAAGAAAAGAAUUUAUUAAAGACAAUCAAAAACAAUAAAUAUUCUCUAUAGAUAAUUGAUGAUUUAGAAGACAAAAAUUUAGAUUUCGCAGCUAUAGUUGUAGAACAUUGUGAUUGUGAUCUUGCUUAAGUUUUAGACUUAAAUAAUUUGACAUUUGAGUAAUUAGUUGCAUUAACAUUCUAACUUCUAAAUGGAUUACUAGUAUUUUAAUUAAAUGGAAUAAUUAAUGGAGGCUUAAAACCUUAAAAUAUUCUUUAUAGCAAGCAAAAAAAUCUUUUUAUUUUAGCUGACUUUAGACAAUCUUAAAUAUCUAGCUAAAAUUAAAAGCAAUCCUCUGGCAAUGAUUAAUAUUUUUAUGGAGAUUAAUGCUAUAGAUCACCUGAAGUUUUGAAUUAAUAGAAGCCUCCUUAUACUUUCAAAAAGGCUGAUGUAUUUUCUAUUGGAUAAUUGCUAGUAGAAGUAUUUCUUCAAAGAAAAUUAAGUGUUAAUGAGUCAAUGAAUCUUAAAUAAAAGAGCUUAUUUGAAGCUAUCCCAGAUCUGAAAAAUUAUUAAAAUAAUACAUUUAUAAACGAUAUUUUAAUAAAUAUGGCUAAUCCAAACUAAGACUAGAGAUUAGAACCUUUUGAACUUUUAUAAAAUAUGCAAAAGUUUACAGUUAAUGAGAGUUCAUUAAAAAAUUUAAAACUAAACAAAAACGAAGGCGAAAAUAUACCUUAUGAAACUAGCAAAGCAACAAAUAAAAAUAAUGUUAUUAUUCCAAUAUCUGUAAAUUUAAAUAGAACUAAUUUUGAGGAAUCUUAUAAUUAUUAAGAUAAUAGUUAAUAGUAAUAACAAUUGUCAUUAAUAUAAAAUAAUAAUUAAAUAUAAAAGAAUCCAUAACCUAAUAGUUUUUAGGUAGUAAGCAAAGAAUUAAAAAGAAAAUCUUUUGGUAAAUUUCAAAAAAUAACAGAAAAAAAGAUCUUAAAUGAUUGCUAAGAAGUUGAGCUGAAAUAUCGCUCUGUUUUUGAUGAAUAUGACAUAUUUUGCUGCUGUUCUUAUCCAGUAAAAAUAAGUGAUGUUACUAAAGCUCUUAAAAUAAUAUCAAAUAAUCACAAUAUAAUUUCAUUGAUCUUAAAUUUAUAAUCAAAUUAAAUCAAUGAAGAGGGUGCCAAGGCUAUUGGAAUUAGCUUAGAAGAAUGCCAUAAUAUUUCACUUUUAAACUUAAUUCUUAAAAUUAAUAAUAUUGGUGAUCAGGGGCUUAAAAAUAUUUGCUUAAGUCUUCAGAACUGCAGAAAUAUUACAAGUUUAAAUCUAGAUUUAGCUUAUAAUGGAAUUCAUGAAGAUGGAAUAAAUUAUUUUGGAUAGAGCCUCUAAAAUUUCUAUAGCAUUACAAAUUUGAGCUUAAAUCUUGAGAAUAACAAUUUUAGUGCAGAGGGAGUUAAAAUUCUUGGGACUCACUUAGAAUAAUAGCAAAACAUUAGUUUUUUAGAUCUUAAUUUAGGUGGAAUCAAAAUAAAUGAUUUAGGAGCAACCUAUUUAGGAAAUAGCUUAUAAAAGUGCCAAAAUAUUGUAUCUUUAAGUCUUAACUUAUUUAACAACAAUAUUGGUGAAAGAGGGGUUAAAGCUAUUGGAACUAGCUUAGAACAAUGCUAAAAUAUCUCUUCAUUAAAUCUUAAACUUGAUUGGAACAAAAUUGGAGUAGAAGGAGUCACCUGUAUUGGGACUAGCUUGGAAAAAUGUCAAAAUAUUUAGUCUUUAAAUCUUUCACUUAACAUGUGUACAAUAGGAACAAAUGGGGGUAACAUCAUAGCUACGAGCUUGUAAAAGUGUCAGUAUAUUACUUCUUUAACACUUUCUGUCAAGGAUAACUCUAUUGACUUAAUUGGAAUGAAUCAAAUAAGAUAAAAAAUUACAUAAAAAUGUCUAAGAUUAAAGAGUUUUUUAUUGAUUGGUGAUGAGAAUUGA